Hibiscus syriacus is the source of this 384-nucleotide messenger RNA. Its product is annotated as non-specific lipid-transfer protein 2-like. The record is from RefSeq and is a predicted model, not a curated record. The transcript has a single exon. Bases 29 to 301 code for a protein of 90 amino acids. Gene Ontology annotation, biological process: lipid transport. NCBI's taxonomy places the organism in Eukaryota, Viridiplantae, Streptophyta, Magnoliopsida, Malvales, Malvaceae.
UUCAUUGUUGUUGGCAAAAAAAAGAAAGAUGAAGAGGGUUUCCUUUGUUGCAAUUUGUGCGGUGGCGGUGCUGUUUUGGGGAGCGGCAGAGGCAGUGACAUGUAAUCCCCAAGAGUUUAGUCCGUGCAUGCCGGCGUUCACAUCGCCGGCGGCACCAACAGCAGCUUGUUGCAGCAAGCUGCAGGAGCAGGAGCCUUGCCUUUGUGGGUACAUCAAGAACCCAGGUCUUAAACCAUACGUCGACACUCCCAACGCUAAAAGAGUUGCUUCUGAUUGCAAAGUCCCAUGGCCUCAGUGCUAAAUGCACUCUCUUCAAGUCUGCAAAUAAAGCUUGUACUCUUCUGAAUAAAACAAUAAUAAAAUAUAUUACUGUUUUAAAUAACA